Nymphaea colorata (pocket water lily) is the source of this 570-nucleotide messenger RNA. RefSeq lists its product as uncharacterized. Gene Ontology annotation, molecular function: zinc ion binding; nucleic acid binding. NCBI's taxonomy places the organism in Eukaryota, Viridiplantae, Streptophyta, Magnoliopsida, Nymphaeales, Nymphaeaceae. Bases 25 to 375 code for a protein of 116 amino acids. The record is from RefSeq and is a predicted model, not a curated record. The transcript is spliced from 2 exons.
CGUACUUGGAUUCCUCAAGCAGGAAUGGGAAGAGGGAUUCUCCCAACACCACAGGGCAUGAAUACUACUUCUGCCACAUCUAGAAGGGUUCCGACUUGUUUCUAUUGCAACAAGAGGGGUCAUGUAAAGUCAGAAUGUUGGCACAAUCUGCAGAACAAAAAUAAUCAAAUUAGACGUGAGAACAAGGCAGCAGCAGGGUCAGCUUCAUCAUCAUCUGGAUCUAAUGUUUCAGCAGACGUACAACAACUCCUCAUGACAGCCCUGUCUAAGCUUCAUUUGAAACAAAACGAGCAAGGAGAAUGGUAUGUGGACUCUGGAGCAGCAGCUCAUGUUACUGGUGACGCAGGAUGCUCGAACCAAGAAGACAUUCGCUGAGGGCACUCGCAAAGGAGAUAUGUAUGUCCUUGAAGGAGCUCCACAGAUAUCAAAACCUCACCCUUCCGAUUCAUGUUUUCCAAGUCAUAGUGAAGUCAAUGUCACAGAGUAUAAUAAGCCAUCCAUUUGGCAUGGUCGGUUAGCUCAUUGUAGUCAAUCUUUUGUUUGAAAUCUUGUUGCAGACGGGCUCUUAGA